Molecule: messenger RNA, 4791 nt
Organism: Symbiodinium sp. CCMP2456
Lineage: Eukaryota; Dinophyceae; Suessiales; Symbiodiniaceae
Source: the annotation of a GenBank genome assembly
GAUGUCCUCGAUGAUGCGCACUGGGAGCGGCGCCUCGUCGAGAGCGGUCGGUGCUCGGCGCUCGUUCGUCUUGCGGAUGGCGACGCGGACCUCUACAUGGGUCAUGCUACCUGGGACGACUACAGCAAGAUGAUGCGGAUCUUCAAGUUCUACAACUUCUCGCUUCCAGAAGCCGAGACUGCGGCGACCAAGAUCUCGUUUUCAUCCUACCCGGGGGUCAUCACAACCUCAGCUGUAGGGUUAGGUAUGCCGACCACCAUUCCAUUGGAUGCGCCCCAGCGAGUGGGCGAUCCGACUGUGCUGAGGGCACUACAACAACAGUAUGGUGGCGGCAGACAGGCUGAUAAAGACGGCAGCCUGUAUGCUCAUAUCGGCAACAAGCCGAUCCCUCCGCCCAAGGCACUGCGAAAGAUCCAUGCGCACCGUCAAGAGGAGCGACAGCAGCAAGCGGAUGAGCAGGAGGCAGAGGAGUUCGAGAGGAAGAUGGGCAUGGAGGUCAGGGAGAGCCGCACAGUUUUUGGAGAAAGCGCAGUCACCGAGGUUGCGGCGGCGGCCCUAAGACGCCGUGAGGCUCAGGAGCAGCUCGAUGGCUGCGCCCUUUCGGAGGCUGCGAGCUGCUACGAGCUUUCGGGCUGCGGUUUGGCGGAGUGCAACGGUCGCUACGACUUUUCCGAAGCCUCGUCCCGGGGUGCACCGGUGUACCAGAACCCUGCGGGUUGGAUCCUUCACAUGGACAGGGUGCCAGAGCUCGACCAGAUUGGGACGGACGACGAGAAGUACCAAUUUGGUUGGCUCGUGUCCAAGGACCGGAAGCCUUUCUAUGGUGUGCGGACAAAUGAUGUACAGAUCCCCAGCGUUGGCUGGCAAUGCUUUUAUGGCCCACCUCCAGGGCCGGCCGCUGUUCGUGGCACUAACUGGGAAGAGCACUUCCUGGCCACUGCGGGGUCUUUGAAAGAGGAGGGCAACGUAGCCAUGAAGGCUGGUCGCUCCAGCGAGGCAGAGCAGCACUAUGGCGAGGCCAUCGGUCUGAUGCUCGGCUACGAUGGGGUCGUGGAGGCCUCAAGGGCCCUCCGUGAGCUUCAGCUGGCUUUGUUUGCUAAUCGUGCAGAGGCACGGCUUCGGCAACAGCUCUGGGAAAAGUCUUUGGAGGACAGCGAGUUUGUCCUGGCCAAGGACCCCCUCCAUGCCAAGGCCGCUGUGCGCCUGGCGAAGGCUUGGAAGGGCCUUGGUUGUCUGGGUCGUGCAGCCGAGGCGCUGUCCCGGCUUCGGGGCCCACGAGGGGCAGGUACAGAGUUGGAGGCCUGGUACGAGGAGGCCGAGAUCCUCCACGCUUGCGAUGCUUGGGAGGCAGAGGCCAGCGCGGCCAGCGAUGCUCAGAAGGAGGAGAUGCCAACGGCACGUUGUGUGCUCGGUGUCCACAAGGCUGCGCGGCAGCUGCAGCAGAGGGCCACUGAGUGGGGGAGGCAGAAGGAUGCGCUGAAUGACGCCCAGGAUUUCCAAGCAGAGCAGCAGCUGGCAUCCUUGGCGCAAGUCUUGGCAGGUCAGCUCAGCCGCCUGGAGGCCCAGGUUUCAGAGGACCCCGCAGUGAGAAAAUCCCUGGGCCUCCUGCUUCGGGGCCAUGGCAUCUUGGACUUGGUGGUCAGUGCACUGUCAACUCCAUCCUCAUCGAACGACUCCGACGAUGAAGACGGCGAUGAUGCCUGGCCCCUUGUUGUGCUGCAGGCCAUGUGCGCAGUGUCCCCGGAGCUGCCGGGCGAGGGCGAGCUGCGAAAGCUUCUGGCAUCCAUUCCCAAGAUGGUGGCUCAGCUCACCCGGCGCCCUCAGCUCACGCUGCAGUUGGUACGGUCAUUGCUGAGACAUCGCUUGAAACAGCGACUCUUCGUCGCUGACACGCUCGUGGAGUCUAGGGGCUUUCUAGCGCGCUGCCUGCGUUCCUGGGCCCGGACUUUGGACGAUCGACUCGGCAGCGAGGGCCUGAGCCCAGAUGAUUUGCGGGCCGCUACGUCGGAGGUCCUGCAGGAACUGGCGGCACAGACACAGCGGUUGCACAACGCCGAGGCUUUGGCCUUGGCUUUGUUCGUGGAGGGCUUCAUUGGGGAGCGCCUGGGCUCAGGGCUUUCUGGAGGCUUCGUCCUACACAGCGGCGCUGCUGUGCGCCGGGUAGUGCUGGCCUUGCUGAGUUCUUGGUCCGAGAACCCGAGGAUCUUGCGAUCGUUUUCUCCUGAGCUGGUGGGCAAGCUUUGGGCUUCCUGUGCCGCCAAACUGCGAAGAGAUGCAGGUGUCGAGACUCACCGAGACAUUCAAACCCCUUCUGGCACUGUGAAGAUGGAGUGGUUCAAGCUGAAGCCCACGCAGACCCUCAAAAAGGGUUACGGAGCUUUUCAUCCAGAAGAGCUGGCGGCGGCCGUUAUGCGGUUCCUUGUCGCGCAUCUACUAGCCACGUGCGACCGUGGGUGCGAGGAAAUACCGCGAGAAGGCAUCGCACCGAGGGCUCCAGCUGAGGAAUGGGCACAGGACGUCUUGGACCGCCCGUUUGGCUGGGGUGUGCUCGUGCCUCUCGUGGUGGCCCCUGCGAACAUUGCAGGAGAAGCGUUGCUCCUGUUAGAACUCUUGGUCCAGCGCCAUCCUAACAACGACAAGGUGGCGAAACGAUUGGCGGGUUUCCAUGUUUUUAUGCCACUGUUGCACCUUCCCUGGCCUCAAGCCAGCCCUGUGGAGAGCCACCUGAGAGCAACCUUGUCGGGGCCUUCCCAAUGGCGAAGUGCGUGCAGCGUGCUGCAGUGUGCCAUGGACACGGAGCUGGGGAUGCGUGUUGCAAGAGACCACACAGACCUUUGCUUCGAAGGUGCCGUCCGUGUCUUGCACGAAGUGCUUGGUGACUCCGAGCCGCAGUCCGUCUUCGCGGCUACUGAGUUGUUUGGGCAGCUCUGCAGUCAGUUAGGUUGCUUCGAGAAGGUGACCACAGAGACGCUUUUCUGCCUUCUGCAGCACUUCGCUCGCAGCGAUCAUGCAGACACCAGGUCACAGAUGGCGAAACUUCUACGGCUGAUGUAUGCCAACCAGUCCACCAAGGAGAAGUUGCGCGACAGCCUCAGCAGCAAAGAGCUCGGCCUCACCGGCGAGCAGCAGUCCCGUGUGAUGCAGGAGGUGUUUGAUGCGCGCACAUUGGCCGGGCAGGUUGUGGGUGAGAAACUCGCCAAGGCCGCCAAAGAUGCGGAGCGCCAACCGUUUUCUCCUGUGCCCGGUGUGGCCGAAGGCCUGGCGACUACUUUGCAGCCACUGCUGCAUACUGAAGAGGCGGCCUCGCUGCGGCUCCUGGUCCUGGGGCGCCUGGCUCGCACUGUGGCGCCGCAGCUGGCGCAGCAGGGCUGCCAGGUCGUUCUUGGCGAGACGUCUCUCGAUCGCUUGAGUGGUGUGGGCAAAGGCGUGACAACGGUGUUGCUUCCGGUGCCCGAAGCCAUCAGCGGCGAUCCGCAUCUGGCAUCCCCAGAUCUUUUCGAUGUGGUGCUCGCCGUGGAGCCAUUGGGAUACCUGGACCUCGCCGAGUAUGCCGACAAGCUGAGGCCCUAUAUCCGCAGGAGGGCAACAGAGGAAGAUCGGACUCGGAAUCAGGUGCAGAUGAUCUGCGUGGAGCUGCAAGAUCGCUUGGAAGACGCACGGGACGAGCUCUACAGUGCAGGCUAUUACUUGGCCGACAGCCAUCCGUCCUUGCCAGGCCUCCGGAAGGCCAUGGCGUCGAAAGCCAAAGGAGGCCAUGGCCCCUUGGACGUUACUCUGUUAAGGUUGCCUUCCGCAGAGAAGGAGCGGAAGAAAGCCAGGGAGACUCAGGAGGCUCAGGAGCGAAAAGUCCAGCGGGAGGCCGAAGAAGUCGAAAAGGCAGAGCAGGAAGAGGAGGAGAUGGUCCAGAAAACCGUCCUUCAGACCGCUCUCUUUGACCCUGUCCUAAUGAUCCCAGAAGCUGCGAGCCUGCCAGUUGCUGUGGAGUUAGGGCCCGGCCCGGGUGAAGCGGAGCAGCUGCUGCUUUGGCUCCCUGGCAACCAGGAGCCCCCCGAGCUCUGGCGCAGCGCACUCGCGUCGAUCUCUCUGCAGUCGCUGCGCGUGCUUGUUGUUGGCCGGCCGCGAGAUUCGACAAAUUGGCACUCGUGGACGGACCAGGCCAUCGUGGCGCAGGGAAUGCAGUGGUAUGAGAUGCACGAGAUGCCGACGGAAGAGGCCAUCGCAAAGGCAGCCAAGGAUCCUGCGACCAACGUCUCUUUCGGAAAGCCCAGCGUUCCAGAGCUGCGCUGUUUGGAACAGGUAGAGGUGGGCUGCAAGCAGCUCUACAACUUGCUGGAGAGAGAAGUGCAGGCUUCCGAGAGGGCACCGAAGGUCUGGGUUGGCGGCUUCUCCCAGGGAGGAUCUGUCGCUGCUUACUCGGUCCUCUCGAAGACAGCGCCUGCCAAAGUUCAGGCCCAGAUGGUUGGUGUCAUCCUAUGUGGCUGUGCGAUACCAGCCUUCCAAUUCCUAGCAAGCAAGAUGCAGGACCAGUGCCUGAGGGCCCGGGAUGUCGAUCUGGAUGCUCCAGUCCCACAGGUACAGGUGCUCCACUGCCAGGACGACCCGGAAGUGUCGAAGCACUAUGCCCAGACGGUAGUCGACCUGUCUAAUCGCUUCGAGUUCCCGGCACAGCUUCUAAGCUUCAAGACGGAGAUUAGCGAGCACCUGCCGGGAGGUCCAAGGCCUCUGCCAGGCAGCCCAGAACGCUGGCUGCCGCCACUGCUCUCACGCGCCCUCACUGCCGUCAAUGGCUAA